CUCUACAUCAAAUACCCUCCACACGCCUAAUUUCAUAUUAAUUUCGUAUUAAUUUCCCCCGAUCUUGUUCAAGAUCGCAGCUUUUUCUGUGAUCGAAUGUCUAGGAAGAGUAAAGGGGCGGUUUUGGAUCCGUAUGGAAUUGAGGGCGCCAAGGCUAGGCUCAAGUUUCAGGCUCUUAUGCAGGACUAUCACGAGCUCGAAAAGGAGGCUGAUGUUAUGAGAAGCAAAUUGGAUAUGGUGAAAGACAGAAAGCUGAUGCUCGCAGCUGAAGUUCGGUUUCUACGGAAAAGGCAUAGGUACCUUGUGAAGACGAAGGAUGUGAAUUCACCACAAGAACAAAAUCUUGUACAGACGCCAAACCUACUAAAGCGUGCUAAAAUCACAAAGCAACAGCUUCUGAUUGGAAAAGAAGCGAGUCAGCAUAGAUUGCCUUUAGCUCCAGAACCCAUCUCGAAGAAGAAACUAGUUGCUCUGCCUGAUACAUUUCCAGUUAGUGAUCAGCCUCGCAAGAAAAAAACUUACAGCAGGAAGGGACAUGGUAUUCCACCUCCGGUUUUCGAUUUGAACCACAAAGGAGUAAUGCGUAUCAGCAAAGAAGCAAACAUAGUGGCGGCUCUUGACAGAAACUCCAAGGAAAGAAUAUUUGGUGCAAAUGAUGCAAUGUUUAGGAAUUCUAAUUCUGCUGCUACUUUUGAUUUGAACCUCGAGACUAUUCCUAGUGAGAGAGAGGUUUCAUUGCCAACCCGAGCUCCAAUAUUUGAUCUGAAUGAAAUCUCGACAGGGGAAGAGGAUUUCCAGGGUAGUGGCGAAGCAAACAAGUUUGAUGACACCAAGAAAAGUUUAAUGAGAGGCAUAAACGAAGAGCAGCAAAAUGAUCUGAAACUGUCCAUUUGUCGAAAUGCAGGGGAGGGCUCGUCUCGUGCUGGGAAGCGAAAAAUAUCAUGGCAGGAUCCCGUUGCACUGAGAGUUUGAAGGGAGGAGUCUGGUAGGCAAGAUACAGAUGGAUGUGUAAUCGUGCACGUGCCUGACUGGUCUCAAACUGCUUUGAAGUUCAACUGUAGGGUUAUGCAUCUCCUCAAUGUAGCUAGUUUUAUGUGUUACUACUAUACAGACUGGUAUGAUGGAAGCAACUCACUUCAAUUAGUAUAGAAUCUACCAUGUUGCAUAGGAUUUUGAUGAAAUAGACUCAGCUCUUUUCCCUCUCAUUUUGAUGUAAUUUUAAGUCUUUGUUUAUAAAAUGUUAUCCCAAUACGCAUUCUCCCAA
Salvia splendens (bonfire salvia) is the source of this 1264-nucleotide messenger RNA. RefSeq lists its product as uncharacterized. The transcript is spliced from 4 exons. Lineage: Eukaryota; Viridiplantae; Streptophyta; Magnoliopsida; Lamiales; Lamiaceae. The record is from RefSeq and is a predicted model, not a curated record. Bases 97 to 972 code for a protein of 291 amino acids.